AUGGUCUCCGAGAACUCUAUGAACCUCCCCCCUGACAAGGUACGACUGCUGCGUUGCUACGACAACGAGAAGAAGUGGGAGCUGAUCUGUGACCAGGAGCGUUUCCAGGUGAAGAACCCCCCUCACACCUACAUCCACCGCCUGCACAGCUUCCUGGACCCGGCCGUCACCCGCAAGAAGUUCCGGAGGCGGGUCCAAGAGUCGACCCAGACCCUGAGAGAGCUGGAGAUCUCCCUCCGCACAAACCACAUAGGCUGGGUCCGAGAGUUCUUGAACGAGGAGAACCAGGGACUGAAUGUUCUGGUGGAAUACCUCUCCUUCGCCCAGUACGCCAACACGUUUGACGGGGAGCAGUGCGAGGGGAGCAGCGAAGCUGCGUCCGUCGACUCUCCUUGGAGUCGGUCCAUCGAGGAUCUCCAUGACAACAACCUCCCCUCCCCCUCCUCCGGUCACAACAUCCCCCGAGCAUCACGCCUCUCUAUCAGCUCUGCUCUAGUGACGCGCUCCAACACGUUGCCAAGCAGACGGACUCUGAAGAACUCACGUCUCGUGUGUAAGAAGGAUGACGUCCACGUGUGUGUGAUGUGUCUGCGAGCUGUGAUGAACUACCAGUAUGGCUUCAACAUGGUCAUGUCUCACCCUCAUGCUGUGAAUGAGAUUGCCCUGAGUCUCAACAACAGAAACCCCAGGACUAAGGCCUUGGUCUUGGAAUUGUUGGCUGCUGUCUGUCUGGUGAGAGGAGGCCAUGAGAUCAUCCUGUCUGCCUUCGACAACUUUAAAACAGUCUGCUCAGAGUCGAUGCGUUUUGAAAAGCUGAUGGAACAUUUUAAGAACGAAGACGAUAACAUCGACUUUAUGGUAGCCUGUAUGCAGUUCAUCAACAUCGUGGUCCACUCCGUAGAGGACAUGAACUUCAGAGUCCACCUGCAGUACGACUUCACCAAGCUGGCCCUCGACGACCACCUCGAGCGGCUGCGCUCCACGGAGAGCGACCGACUGCAGGUGCAGAUCCAGGCCUACCUGGACAACGUGUUCGACGUGGGUACGCUGCUGGAGGACGCCGAGACCAAGACGGCCGCGCUGGAGCGGGUGGAGGAGCUGGAGGAGGGCAUGAACACGAUGAGCGAGCGGCUGCUGGACGUGGAGAAUGAGGCGAUGGUGAAGAUCGUGGAGCUGGAGAAGCAGCUGAUGCAGACCAACAAGGAGCUGGACCAGGCCAGGGAGGUGUACGUGAGCGCUAACUCCCAGGUGCACACGCUGCGCCGCAUGGUGCGGGAGAAGGACCAGACCAUCCGUCGGCAGAGCCAGCUGACGGAGCCGCCGGGGGGACCUGCUGCUCACCAGCCAAUGAGAGGAGAGGGGGACGGGGGCGUGGCCGACUCCGGCUGCCCCUCCCCGCCCCCCUGCCUCACCAUGUCGUCAAGCACGGAGCCGUCCUAUCACAGCCUGGGAGCCGGUCUGGGAGAGGCUGAAGGCCUGCUGGCUCCUCCCCCGCCUCCUCCACCUCCUCCACCCGCCCUCUGCAGCGGCUCCAUUGGGGCGUACCCAGCUCCUCCGGGGAUGGCUCCACCUCCUCCUCCUCCACCUCCUCCACCUCCUCCUCCCUGCCGCAGCAGUGAGCUCUCCUGCGCCUCCCCCAUGCCCCCCCCUCCCCCCCCUCCCCUCCCGGGCUGUGGGGGGGCCCCCACAGUCAUCUUCAACUCCGGACUGGCAGAGGGUCCACUCAAGCUAUUCUCGGUGAAGAUCAAGAAGCCGAUCCAGACUAAGUUCCGGAUGCCGGUCUUCAACUGGGUGGCCCUGAAGCCCAGUCAGAUCAACGGCACCGUGUUCAACGACCUGGACGACGAGAAGGUUCUCCAGGAGCUGAACGUGGAGCAGUUUGAGGAGAUGUUUAAGACCAAGGCGCAGGGCGCAGCCCCCGACAUGACGCUGGCCCGCCACAAGGCCCCCCAGAAGGGCCCCGGCCGGGUGUCCCUGCUGGACGCCAACCGGGCCAAGAACCUGGCCAUCACGCUGAGGAAGGCCGGGCAAAACUCUGACGUCAUCUGCAGAGCCAUCCAGACGUUCGACGUGCGGGCAGUGCGCGUGGACUUCGUGGAGUGUCUGAUGCGGUUCCUGCCCACGGAGGGAGAGCUGAAGACACUCCGUCAGUACGAGAGGGACAGGAAGCCCCUGGAGGCGCUCAGCGAGGAGGACCGCUUCAUGAUGCAGUUCAGCCGCAUCGAGAGGCUCAACCAGCGCAUGACCAUCCUAACCUUCACCGGCAACUACACCGACAACGUCACCAUGCUGACCCCCCAACUUCAUGCCAUCAUCGCGGCCUCCGUCUCCAUCAAGUCCUCCCAGAAACUCAAGAAGAUCCUGGAGGUUAUUUUGGCGUUGGGAAAUUACAUGAACAGCAGCAAACGUGGAGCAGUCUACGGAUUCAAACUCCAGUGUUUAGACCUGCUGCUGGACACCAAGUCCACAGACAGGAAGCAGACUCUGCUGCACUACCUUGCGGCGCUGGUGAGGGACAAGUACCCCGGGGUGGCCAUGUUCUACAACGAGCUGCACUACAUCGACAAGGCUGCUAACGUCUCUCUGGACAACGUGCUGAGCGAUGUGAGGGAGAUGACACGGGGCAUGGAGUUGACCUGGAGGGAGUUCAGCGUCCACGGACACAACCCCACGCUGAAGGACUUCAUCAGCAAGCACGAGGCGCGCCUCACCAAGCUGCAGGAGGACGCCCGCAUCGCACAGGAUGCCUUCGAGGACGUGGUAAAGUUUUUCGGUGAGAGCUCCAAGACCGCCCCCCCCUCCGUCUUCUUCCCCGUCUUCGUCCGCUUCAUCAAGGCCUACAGGCUGGCUGAGGAGGAGAACGAGCAGAGGAGGAGGCAGGAGCUGAUGCUGCAGGAGAAACUGGAGCAGGAGGAGCAGCAGCAGGAGCAGCAGCAGACCAAGUCCCCCAGCCACCGGGGGAAGCGGCAGCAGAAGGAUCUGAUCUCUGAGCUCCGAAAGAAGCAGGGAGGGAAGGACGGACGGCACGUCUACGAGGGGACGGACGGGGCAAUCGAGGACAUCAUCACAGUGCUGAAGACCGUCCCCUUCACGGCCCGCUCGGCCAAACGCAGCUCCCGCUUCUUCUGUGAGCCCGCCCACUCCACGGAGGACCACUACUGA
Molecule: messenger RNA, 3162 nt
Organism: Gadus chalcogrammus (walleye pollock)
Lineage: Eukaryota; Metazoa; Chordata; Actinopteri; Gadiformes; Gadidae
Product: formin-like protein 2
Exons: 28
Coding region: 1-3162 (1053 amino acids)
Biological process (GO): regulation of cell shape; cell migration; cortical actin cytoskeleton organization
Cellular component (GO): cytosol
Molecular function (GO): small GTPase binding; actin filament binding
Source: RefSeq, a predicted model, not a curated record